AGGAGCAGAUUUGAACAUGUGACGGAAGGAACUGAAGGAACAGGAAGUAGAACCCUCCUGAACAGGAUCUUCACUGAGCUCUACAUCACAGAGGGACAGAGUGAAGAGGUCAAUACUCAACAUGAGGUGAUGCAGAUGGAGACGACCUCCAAGAAGAAGACGGUCCAGGAAAAUCCCAUCAAGUGCUGCGACAUCUUUAAAGCCUUACCUGACCAGCAGGGGAGCAUCAGAGUCGUCCUGACCAACGGCGUCGCUGGUGUUGGAAAAACCUUCUCGGUGCAGAAGUUUACUCUGGACUGGGCCGAGGGUUUGGAAAACCAGGAUGUGAAUCUGCUGAUUGUGCUCUCGUUCAGGGAGCUGAACCUGAUCAGAGAUCAGCAGCACAGUCUUCUCACGCUGCUCCAUGUUUUCCAUCCAACAUUAGAGAAGGUCAGAGCAGAGGAGCUCGCUGUCUGUAAACCUUUGUUCAUCUUUGACGGCCUGGAUGAAAGCAGACUCUCACUGGACUUCAGCAGCAGGACGCUGGUUUCUGACGUCACACACAUGUCAUCAGUCAAUGUGCUGCUGACCAACCUCAUCCAGGGGAAUCUGCUUCCCUCGGCUCUCGUCUGGAUAACUUCUCGACCUGCAGCGGCCAAUCAGAUCCCUCCUAAAUGUGUUGCCAGGGUAACAGAAGUACGAGGCUUCACUGACGACCAGAAGGACGAGUACUUCAGGAAGAGAUCCAGAACUGAAGAUCUGUCCAGCAGAGUCAUCUCACACAUCAAGACGUCCAGGAGCCUCCACAUCAUGUGUCAAGUCCCAGUCUUCUGCUGGAUCAGUGCUACAGUUCUGGAGCACAUGUUGACCACAGAGCAGAGAGGAGAGCUGCCCAAGACCCUGACAGACCUGUACUCACACUUCCUGCUGGUUCAGACCAAGAGGAAGAAGAAUAAGUACAAUAAAGGACAUGAGACGAGUCCACGGGAGCUGACGGAGGCCGACAGGGACUUUCUUCUGAAGCUGGGGAGGCUGGCCUUUGAACAUCUGCAGAAAGGAGACAUCAUGUUCUACCAAGAAGACCUGGAGCGGUGUGGUCUUAGUGUGACAGAGGCCUCGGUGUACUCAGGAGUUUGUACAGAGAUCUUCAGAAGAGAGAGCGUGAUCUUCCAGAAAUCAGUCUACUGCUUUGUUCAUCUGAGCGUUCAGGAGUUUCUGGCUGCAGUCUACAUGUUACACUGUUUCACCAAAAGGAAGAAAAACGUACUGCAGGACUUCUUCAGACAAAAAGAUAAAGACACUCCUCUGGAUGUGUUGCUGAAAGCAGCCAUGGAGAAAUCCCUUCAAAGUGAAAAUGGUCACCUGGACCUGUUUGUUCGCUUCAUUCAUGGACUCUGUCUGGAGUCCAACCACAGACUCUUGGGUCUGCUGGGUCAGACUCAGAACAGUCCUGAAAUCAUCCAGAGGGUCAUUGAGAACCUGAAGAAGAUGAACACAAAGAACAUCUCACCUGACAGAAGCAUCAACAUCUUCCACUGUCUGACAGAGAUGAACGAGCAAUCAGUGCAUCAGGAGAUCCAGGAGUUCAUGAAGUCAAAGAACAGAGAACAGGAACUCUCUGAGAUCCACUGCUCAGCUCUAGCCUACAUGCUGCAGAUGUCUGAGGAGGUUCUGGAUGAGUUGGACCUGAGCAAGUACAGAACAUCAGACCAGGGGAAACAGAGACUGAUUCCAGCUGUGAGGAACUGCAGGAAGGCUCGGUUAAGUGACUCCAGUUUGACAGAGAUCGGCUUUACGCCGAGUAAAGGCAUGGACCCAAAGAAACAGCGUCAAAAAGGCGGAGGUGAUGCUGACGAUGUUUCCAACGCUGAAAUCAUGAAUGCAGUGAGUUUGACAGAGAUCAGCUGUUCUUCUCUGGUCUCAGCUCUGAAGUCCAACCCCUCACACCUGAGAGACCUGGACCUGAGCUGGAACCAGCUGCAGGAUUCAGGAGUGAAGCUGCUGUGUUCUGGACUGGAGAGUCCACAUUGUAGACUGGAGACUCUGAGGUUGAGGGACUGCAGUUUGACAGAGAUCAGCUGUUCUUCUCUGGUCUCAGCUCUGAAGUCCAACCCCUCACACCUGAGAGACCUGGAC
This is a messenger RNA of Solea senegalensis (Senegalese sole), 2115 nucleotides long. Its product is annotated as NLR family CARD domain-containing protein 3-like. Gene Ontology annotation, molecular function: protein binding. The transcript is spliced from 6 exons. The record is from RefSeq and is a predicted model, not a curated record. Lineage: Eukaryota; Metazoa; Chordata; Actinopteri; Pleuronectiformes; Soleidae. The annotation marks the transcript as partial.